CCGACACGUCCUCACCGCGUGGGUGCGCGUUGUCCAUAUAUCCUGUUCCUGGCUUGCAGCUGCAUCGAGUACAGCAACGCGCAGCGCCACUACCAACCCGCCUGCUACUACGGAUACACACACACAUACACAGUGAUGGAAGGAGGAUAUACGUGCUAGUAAUAAGCUCGAUCGAUCUUGAGGUGCGCUUUCGCAGCGCAGCCAUCAGAGACUGGGCUGUGAUAUCAAGUCCAUGUCAGGCAGAAGACGCGGCGACAGAGAAGAGAGGUCUCUACGGCGAGAAGCUUCACGUCGCUCCGAUUCGUCUGCCGCCUUGCACUCAGCUUCGGCUGGUCCAGCGACACGGGCAGGUGGUGAAACGCGCAGGAUUGGGCUCAGGAACAACUCGGAUUCACCCAACAACGAUGCGCGCCGCCCUAGCGACCUGCUAGACGACGUUGACUCGGACUCUUCUGCUCCCACUCCCGCCUCGUCCACUUUCUCCGCGCCUCCCACCAUGUCGCGUUCUGGUCAAAAUAUUUCUCUACACGCUCUCACACCCUUGACCAGCUCAGACUCGUCUCCGCCUGGCAAGCUGCCUAGUCCACGCUCUUCCAAGCUCUCACAUGAGACGAUGCACACGACCUCAUCCUCUACACACGCGGCGCCAUCGAGUGCGCCCAAUAAUGUCGCCGAUACCAUCACACCAAUAAAUACGCCGCCCGAGACGCGCAUAUCCGUCUUCCCAGCCGACGGCGUGCUGGGCCAACGCUCCACCUACGAUGCGCAGCUUGAUCCCAAACUCGAUAAACGGGCGAGAGCAAAAGGAACGGCGAAAUACACCACAAUACUGGACAAGGGCGACCCAUCUCCUCCUCCCGACCCGCGCCUGGCUAUUGCUGGUUACACCACUGGCCACUAUGUCAUCAAGACUUCUUUCGUAGGAGCUCCGAAAUCAAAACUCAGGAUAGCGCCGUAUGUCGCUAAGCCAUACUCCUUCGACCAACGCAUAUCAUGCGGUCCAGGGCCCGCGACUCAAGUGGUUGUAACGGGAUUCGAUCCUUUGACGCCUGACGCGCAACUGCGUGGAUUCUUCUCCACAUAUGGUGAAGUGGAGACUCUUCGCAACCAAGUACAUCCUGAUAACGGCAGCCCACUUGGAAUAUGUCUAGUCAAGUUUCGCGAUACCCCGCCUGCGCGCGGUGUACCGGGCAUGAAAGCGACCACCUCAGCAAAGCGGGCCGAACGAGAAGGCACGAACCAGCGCAUUGCGCAACACACGAUCAGGGUAAAAUCUGAUCGCGAGGGCCGGAGAUGCCAGAAACUUGUGGAUAUGGCGGUGCAGCAAACCCGUAAAGAGGAGGAGAAGCAGCGCGCCAAGUAUGCUGCGAAGGCUGUUAGUGUAGCGACACCGACUGCACCAGGAACCUUCGACCUCCCAGCCAAUGUUCCCAAAGGUCCAUCUGGAAAGGGCGCGCGCCCACCAAUACCGAUACCUCGAGAACCUCUAUCAAGGAAGGCCGCGCUUUCCUACCUCAUCGAACGCGAACCAGUCAAGCCCACACUGAAACGGAAACCUUACAUCUUCAUCGCACACGCAUACGUACCUGUCCUUAGCACGACUGUUGAUCAUCUUAAGAAGCGAUUGAAGAACUUUCGGUGGGCUGCGGUGCGAUGCGAUCAAACGGGUUACUAUGUAACCUUCGAAGAAUCGAAGCGUGGUGAAGACGAGGCUGUUCGGUGCUAUAAAGAAUGCCACAUGCAAGCGCUAUUCACAUAUGUUAUGAAUAUGGAGUGCAAUCAGUAUGGAGAUCCUAACUACGAGCGUAGUCCAAGCCCGGAGCGCGUAGUGGCAGACAAGAAGCGAAAGGCCAUCGAAGAGCGAAUAGAACAGGAAGAAGCGGAGGACCUCGAGUGGGAAAAGAAGCAGAGGGCAGACUCGCUGGAUCCUGUACGAGCCGCUUUGGAUGUUCUGAAGCAGGAGCUCCAAGAGAAGCUCCUUGGGGAUAUCAAGACGAAAUUAGCGGCGCCCACUAUACUUGAAUUGCUGGAUCCGGAGCUCCAUGUGGAGAAGCGUCGCAAAUUUAACGUCCCAGCUCCGUCCCAGAAGGAAGAGAUUGCGCGGCCACCGGCUCUUCUCGCCCCAGGGUUCGACACUUUUGGAGCAGGUACUCCCAAGGGCCGCAGUGGUGGUCUUGGUGGUCGCAAUGCACGCAGGGGAUUGGGUGCGUUUGAUCCCAGCACUAGACGUGGAAAGAGGCCUCCGAAGGUUGUCAAUGCAUUCGCAGACGAACGGAGGAAAGCUUCUGCGCCCAAGCCUCGUGUGGCUCGUGGCCUUCAUCGCCAGAUGAUUGAGAUGUUCGAGCCCGAAGAGUCGGACGAUGAGAGCCGUAGCCAGCUAACUCGGGGUACCGAAGAGCAAGAGAGCCGCCCGAUCAGCCGCGCUCCUUCCACUGACGUUGAAGAGGAGGUUGAAGAGUCAUCGAGAGCCCAUCGUGCCAAACGGCGCCGUCUCGAAACAGGAUGGGGUGAAGACAGUGACGAGGAGAUGGAUGAUUCACACGCCAGGAGUUUGCUUGCCCAUUGUAUCCACAAAGAUCCUGAAAACAUGGCGGAGAAAGAGCUGGAACAAGUGCUUGCGAUCCUUCCCCGCUCUUCGCCUAUUUGGAAGAAGGCAGAGAAGGCACUCAAAGGCUUCAGAAGGUUGCGGAAGAUUGAGCAAGAGGCGGAUGCAAUCUUUGGCGUGGAAGCAAGCCCGGUUGACAAACUUGAGCCUGAAGUCAUCAUCACCCAAGAUGAUGAAGCACUCAAGCCCAUUGAGACUACCGAGCUGCCAGAGACGCUCACGUCACUCAAGAAGAAGGCCACGACCAAGCCUAAGAAGAAGACCAAAAAGCAACUUGAAGAAGAGGCCAAGGCUGCGAAGGUUGAAGUCACAGAAAUCGAGGCGCCCGCUGAAGAGGAGGUCCCUGAAGCGAAGAAGGUCGAAGAGGCAGUUGAAGAAGCCGUAGUCGAGGAGUCCACACCGGAAGACGACGGGCGAGCCUCUUCUGUACUCUGGGGUGUAUCUUCUGGAGUGCCUCGUAAGACUGUUGAAGAUGACCUCAGUGUUGUAAUGGACAUUGAUGGUUGGCAACACAUGCUCAAGGACGAGGAGGAUCUACGUCACCUGAGGGCUGCCAUGGAGUCCAUCACCGCCGAGAAGAUCGGAGAUGCACAGUCUUGGGCAUGGAAGCAAAAAUCUAUCAAGCACCUAAACCGCAACGGUGAGGAGGGUGUCUCGCGUACCGAAACGAAGAUAGAGGGAUACUACGUUCCUAACUCAACUGGCUCGGCCCGUACGGAAGGCGUCAAGAAGAUUCGCGAGUCUGAAAAGUCCAAGUACCUACCUCAUCGUAUCCGCGUCCAGAAGGAGCGCGAGGAGCGCCAGCGCCGUGCUAAGCAAGAAGAGCGAAGCGUCGUCUCCGUCGAAGGCUUCAAGUUCCAGACCAGCGCCAAUAAGACAUCGACCGCCAACUCGCGUGCCAACCGCGCCAACAACCGCCGCAUGGUCAACGAUAUCAACAUCUCCAAGAACUUGUCUGGUGCGGAAGGCGAUGCCCUCCGCUUCAAUCAGCUCAAGAAGCGCAAGAAGCUCGUCAAAUUCGACCGAUCCGCUAUCCAUAACUGGGGCCUCUACGCCCAAGAACCUAUCGCUGUCAAUGACAUGAUUAUUGAGUACGUGGGUGAAAAGGUUCGCCAGCGGGUUGCCGAUCUCAGGGAAGCCAAGUACGACAUGCAAGGUGUCGGAUCAAGUUAUCUGUUCCGUAUUGACGAAGAUACCGUUAUUGAUGCAACCAAGAUGGGUGGCAUUGCAAGAUUCAUCAAUCAUUCUUGCACGCCGAAUUGCACAGCUAAGAUUAUUCGCGUGGAUAACACGAAGCGUAUCGUCAUUUACGCGUUGCGGGAUAUAAACUCUGAUGAAGAGCUCACCUACGACUACAAGUUCGAGCGUGAGAUGGACGCUACUGAUCGUAUUCCUUGUCUUUGCGGUUCAAUCGGCUGCAAGGGCUUCCUCAACUAGGGACCUUUACAUGGCUUCAACUCUGCCUCGGCCUUUAGCGCACACUCCUUUGCGCUGCCUUUUUCAACAUCACACUUUUACAACGCUGCCCUGU
Messenger RNA from Alternaria alternata, 4136 nucleotides. Its product is annotated as histone H3-K4 methyltransferase Set1. The transcript is spliced from 3 exons. The coding region runs from base 233 to 4042 and encodes 1269 amino acids. Gene Ontology annotation, molecular function: protein binding; RNA binding; histone H3K4 methyltransferase activity. Gene Ontology annotation, cellular component: Set1C/COMPASS complex. Lineage: Eukaryota; Fungi; Ascomycota; Dothideomycetes; Pleosporales; Pleosporaceae. The record is from RefSeq and is a predicted model, not a curated record.